GCUUUCCAGAAUACGGGUGCGAAAAAAAAACACAGUGUGGGCUACACGUAGCGAGAGAGGGAGAAAAAUAUCGAUAGUGUUGGGAGGAAAAUCUGGAGAAGUGCGAUGGAGGUCCGGAGUGUGUGGUGUGUGUUGCUGAUCAGCUGCCUGCUCCACGAGAACUCGGCCCACAGUGACUUCUUCACUUCCAUCGGCCAGAUGACAGACCUGCUGUUUACAGAGAAGGACCUGGUGACCUCCCUAAAAGACUACAUUAAAGCAGAGGAGAGCAAGCUGGAGCAGGUUAAGCAGUGGGCCGAGAAACUGGACGCUUUAACGGCCACGGCGACGCAGGACCCAGAGGGUUUCCUUGGUCACCCGGUCAACGCCUUCAAACUGAUGAAGAGGCUGAACACAGAGUGGGGCGAGGUGGAGGACCUGGUGCUCAGAGACAUGUCUGACGGUUUCAUCUCCAACCUGACCAUCCAGCGGCAGCACUUCCCCAACGAUGAGGACCAGACAGGAGCAGCCAAGGCGCUGCUCAGGCUGCAGGACACCUACAACCUGGACACACAUACCAUCUCCACUGGCGACCUGCCUGGCACAUCCUCAGAUCUGCCCUAUAAGAGCACUCUAACAGUGGAGGACUGUUUCGAGCUGGGGAAGAUCGCGUACUCAGAAACAGAUUACUACCACACAGAGCUGUGGAUGGCGCAGGCUCUCAGACAGCUGGAUGAAGGAGAGGAGUCCAGCAUUGACACAGUGACCGUACUGGACUACCUCAGCUACUCCAUCUACCAGCAGGGUGAACUGGAGAGAGCACUGGAGCACACCAAGAGACUGCUGACUCUGGAUCCAGAUCAUCAGAGAGCCAACGGCAACCUGAAGUACUUUGAGUACCAGCUGGCCAAGCAGAGGAAAGUAGAGAGUGAGCAGAAAGUAACGGAGGAGAAAAAGGAGAGAGAGAAGAGAGAGACGGACAAAAAGAAUAAUUACCUUCCAGAGAAGAGGAAGUACGAGAAGCUUUGCAGGGGAGAGGGAAUCAGACUGACCCCGCGCAGACAGAGCCGGCUCUUCUGUCGUUUCUUCGACAACAGCAGACACCCGUACUACCUGCUUGGCCCGGUGAAACAGGAGGACGAAUGGGACCGGCCACGCAUCGUCCGUUACCACAACAUCAUCAGCGAGACAGAGAUGGAGAAGGUGAAGGAACUGGCCAAGCCCAGGCUGCGCCGAGCCACCAUCUCCAACCCCGUCACUGGUGUGCUGGAAACUGCCCACUAUCGCAUCAGCAAAAGGCGAGCCACCGUGCAUGACCCCCAAACAGGGAAACUCACCACAGCCCAGUACAGAGUCUCCAAGAGUGCUUGGUUAGCAGCCUAUGAGCAUCCAGUGGUGGACCGCAUUAAUCAGAGAAUCCAGGACAUCACAGGCCUCGACGUCACCACAGCAGAGGAGCUACAGGUAGCUAAUUAUGGUGUAGGAGGCCAGUAUGAACCUCAUUUUGACUUUGGACGGAAAGACGAGCCGGAUGCCUUUAAAGAGCUGGGCACGGGAAACCGCAUUGCCACCUGGCUCUUCUACAUGAGCGAUGUGGCAACAGGGGGCGCCACAGUCUUCCCUGAAGUAGGAGCAGCAGUAAAGCCAAUGAAGGGCACAGCAGUUUUCUGGUAUAAUCUGUUCCCCAGUGGAGAGGGGGACUACAGCACGAGGCACGCCGCCUGUCCAGUACUGGUGGGGAACAAGUGGGUUUCAAAUAAAUGGAUCCACGAGAGAGGCCAGGAGUUCCGAAGGCCCUGCGGUCUGCUGCCGUCGGACUGACCCCGCCUUCGUCGUCCCCUCCUCUCCCUCGUUCGCGUGCGACUCUGUGGACUGAGAGCUUUGAGACGUUCCUGAUUCCCCCACCGAAGGCUCACCAUCCGCUGCGUUCGCCUUCAGCAGCCGACGCGUCUGCCUUGUUUUGUUUUUAUUUGAGAUGAAUGUCAGUAUGCCUGUGAACUGUGUUGAUACCUUUAGUGCCUUUUAUCAUUUCACACGAGAGCAGCUUGUGCAGAGAGGAAAGCCUCUUUACAUCACUCCAUCCUCCACAGGGCCUUAAAGCAACACUCCAGCGUUCAUCAGCCCCGUCUCUGUCCGACAUAUCUGUAGCAUGUGGUCGAUCACCACAGACAAUCAUCACUCCAAGUUUCCGUCUCUUAGAAAAAGACAGAAAAGCUGAUGACUCCAAACUCACUUAUAAUACAAGCCGAUGGGCAGAUGCUGAAUUUAAUAAACAUUGAUGAGAAACGUG
This is a messenger RNA of Colossoma macropomum (tambaqui), 2269 nucleotides long. RefSeq names its product prolyl 4-hydroxylase, alpha polypeptide I a (gene p4ha1a). Gene Ontology annotation, cellular component: endoplasmic reticulum. Gene Ontology annotation, molecular function: procollagen-proline 4-dioxygenase activity; iron ion binding; L-ascorbic acid binding. The transcript has 16 exons. Lineage: Eukaryota; Metazoa; Chordata; Actinopteri; Characiformes; Serrasalmidae. The coding region runs from base 106 to 1800 and encodes 564 amino acids. Gene Ontology annotation, biological process: peptidyl-proline hydroxylation to 4-hydroxy-L-proline. The record is from RefSeq and is a predicted model, not a curated record.